Scatophagus argus is the source of this 2453-nucleotide messenger RNA. RefSeq names its product zinc finger, C3HC-type containing 1 (gene zc3hc1). The transcript is spliced from 10 exons. Lineage: Eukaryota; Metazoa; Chordata; Actinopteri; Scatophagidae. Gene Ontology annotation, molecular function: zinc ion binding. The record is from RefSeq and is a predicted model, not a curated record. Gene Ontology annotation, cellular component: nucleus. Bases 66 to 1562 code for a protein of 498 amino acids.
CAGUUUGUUGCAAAGCGGAACUAUUGGUUUUGGGGUUUAUUUUCCGGGGAACGUCCGAGUCGAUCAUGGCGACUCUCGGCGGCAGUCGUGGGGAUCGUCUCGGCAACUCAAAUCAUCAAAAGUCUUCUCUUGCAUCUCCAGAGAAAGUUCGCGAACUUCUUAAUGAUGGAGUAUCAUCAACAAAUAUUGCGUCCAGCAGUGAACAAGGAGAUCUGCAAGCUCUGGAAUUAAAAGGCAACACUCAAGCACCUUGCGAGGCAACGAACAAAGAAGCCUUUUUCUCAAGAGUGGAAUCCUAUUCAUGUUUGAAAUGGGCAGGUAAACCCCGCAUAUUGUCCCCACUGAUGUGCGCUAGAUAUGGCUGGAUCAACGUUGGGUGUGAUAUGCUCAAGUGCUCCAGCUGCCAGGCUUUCCUUUGUGCAUCACUACAACCAACUUUAGACUUUGAAAAAUAUGAAUCCCGCAUUGCAGAGAUAUCAAGGCAGCUUCAGACGCAGCAUGAGAAGUUUUGUCCAUGGCCCGACUUUCCAUGCCCAGAGAGGUUCUGGCUGGUUCCAGCUUCUGAGCCAUCAGCACUACUCACUGCCUUCUUGGAGCGCUUCCAAAGCGCCUGCCUCCUUGCACAGCAGCUGCCAGCCAUGAAACCGGAGCAGCUGAAGUCUAUGUCACUGACUGAGGAUGUUGUCAGUGGUAUACUGCAGCUUAUUGAGGAAGAACAAAAAAGAAAGGGAGGGGCUCCAUGUUCUGAACCUUUGGCUGUCCAGGUGGCUGCAUGCAUUGUUUCGCUCUGUGGCUGGGCAGCAAGCCCAGCUCUGCACGCCAUGAACCUACCCAUCCUGACCUGCUCGUACUGUAUGCGUAAAGUGGGCUUGUGGAACUUCCACCAGAUGGAAGGAACAGGUGAUGCAGAUACCUUACCAAACACUGGUGGACCCUGUGCUCAAGCAGCAGGCCCUGCCUCAGUAGCCACACAUGAAUGCCAGAGUGAUCAGUCUGCUUCUGCCUCAUCCACUCCUGCUACAACUCCAUGUCGCAUGAAGUUGAGGAGCCAGGACUCCACCCGCACUGACCAGGGCGAGGGAACCUCCUCCCCUGUGGCUUUGCGUGCCCGAAGCAGAGACUCCCCAAGCCCCAGUGAAGAGCUGCCAAGUCCUUUGACCAGGGGCAAAAGGACCGCAAAUCGCAGUAGAGGACAAGGGGAAAACUCUGGGGGCGACGGCGCUGCCACUCUGCAACACCCUCCUAAACGCCUUUGCCUGUCAUCACUUGGUGGUCCUGAUGAGCUCCUUCAUAAGAAUGCAUUUGACCCCCUCGCUCAGCACAGAGACUGGUGUCCCUGGAUCUCUGUGGGAAAGGAAAAUGUAGAUCCAGGGGCAGUUCCCCUUUCGGACAGAGAUGCGGGUCUUCAUCAGCAGGGCUGGAAGGUUGCCCUUGACCUCCUUGUGCCAAUUAAGAACUCUAAUACAGCAGGAAGCAGUCCAGCACAGGGUGCUCGUGACAAAUCUAAAAGGGUGUUUGCUAUAUUCCGUCAGUGGCAGGUAUCUUCCUCUCCAUCUCAGUAGACUGUUUCCAUCCAAACAGCAUUGCAACACGGAGUCGAUGACCUGCCCUGCCUUCUUUUUGUGGUACUGAAUCUGUAGUACCAAUGACAGGAGUGUCAUAUCAUAUCAAUAUAUGCCAUCCCGUGAAGUUGUGUUUACAUUCAAAGUGUUUCUUGAGGGAAUGGAAGUUGAUUGUGUUUUCAGUCAAAUGAAUAAGUGUCUUCUCUGUGAACAGCAAAAUAUGUGAAGGAUGCCUGUGUGGUAUUAAAUUGAAUUCUGUGUUACGAAUAUUGGGAUGUGCAGGCCUGUAUAGGCCUUGUAUCAUGUGUAUUCUUAAGUAGAUAUCAAGUAAUAGAACACAUCUCUGCAUAUAAAUUGGCCACAGACGAGACAUCUACAGCUAACCUCAUAUGAAGUUUGCUUCGGUAGUUCUUCAUGACUUUGUGACAUUGUUAUGGUCCAGAUUUCUGUAGAGUAAAAGAGACAAGAAGUCCCUGAUUGUGAGAAAGGGCCAAAUUGCUUGACACUGGAAAGGCAAUGUUUACCUUCAAUGUAUAUGGAGUCAUUUGAGGUAGUGGUAAAAAUUAACCUCAGAUUAGCAAAAAAAAAAAAAAAAAGAACAAAAAAAAACAAAACUGUGAGGAAGUCAUUUUUGUGUGUGUACAUUUUUGUGUGUGGACAUGAGUUCUUUUUGAAAAGAACAAUCCUUUUGGUAGUGAAAUUUUUUUGCAGUUGAUCAGUGCUAAAAUCCAGGCAGGUAGAACAAUGUGCCAAGAAUUUCAAACCUGUUCUGAAUUAGAUUCAGGAUGCCUGUACUUCCUACCUUGCCUACCUGUGACAUCCUCUCAACACUGCAUGUGAUUUAUUUCCAUAGAAUUUCCUAAAAGUGUUUAAUAAAAUGCUCUUCUGAAA